This is a messenger RNA of Arctia plantaginis, 612 nucleotides long. The record is from the annotation of a GenBank genome assembly. NCBI's taxonomy places the organism in Eukaryota, Metazoa, Arthropoda, Insecta, Lepidoptera, Erebidae.
AUGGGCAACACAGAGAGUUUACAAACAAGACAACCUGGAGUGGUGCUACAUACAAACAUGGAGAAGAAUGGCGAUGAAGAAACAGAUGUAACAAUGAUGGCGUCGCACAUCUCAACAAAACAGAGCACAAUAUUAUUAGCUACAGCACUGGUACAAGUGACUACUGAUGACAAUUAUGAGGUGACUCUGCGUGCCUUGAUUGACCAAGGCUCGCAAGCAAGCUUCAUAAGCGAAUCAGCAGCACAACUACUGAAAGUCAAGCGGUAUCCAAUGAAAGGACUGCCAGGAUCUCCAUGUGCAUAUAGAACAAAAUUCAUUGGCAAGAUAGAAGAUAAAACGGAACCAGAUUCUAUGCUCGUCAUGCAUCACAAUAUAGACCUAGAAGACUUCUUAAAAACACUAUGGGAAAUAGAUCAAGUUCAAGAGCGAAAAUAUACAAAAGAAGAACAAAAAUGCGAGAAGUUUUAUGAAGAAACGUACCAAAGAGAUAGCAAUGGAAGAUACAUAGUUAGAUUACCAUUUGUUACAAGACAACCAGCAUCGCCGAAUGGAAAUUUCUAUGAAGCGUUUGAUCCAACAAGAGAGAAGAUUACAACAAACACCAGAGCUUAG